Messenger RNA from Lutzomyia longipalpis, 9281 nucleotides. It is a transcript of the gene mtd, whose product is annotated as TLD domain-containing protein 2. Gene Ontology annotation, biological process: response to oxidative stress. Bases 3664 to 7272 code for a protein of 1202 amino acids. Lineage: Eukaryota; Metazoa; Arthropoda; Insecta; Diptera; Psychodidae. Gene Ontology annotation, cellular component: nucleus. The record is from RefSeq and is a predicted model, not a curated record. The transcript is spliced from 20 exons.
AAAAUUUGGCGAAUUGCGCCAAAAAGCGGUGGGAUAUAAAACAAAAAAAUUUUCUCACAUGCAACAUUAUCUUUUUCCCCACUUGAAUUUUCUUACAAAUAUAUAUUUUUUUCUUUUGGACUUGACUAAAACCAACGAUCUCAUACAAUCGAAUUGAAAGUUGUUUUCUUCAAAUGUGUGAUUACCAACACUUGGCAAAAAGGCACCACAAAUACCUUGAUAUUUUUCGUGUAUAGUACAGGCAAACUGACUAUAUUGAGGCAGACUCUGUGAGUACAGAGGAAACACUCUCUUUUGCAGCAACAUACCGUCAACUCUGGGGAGUCGCGAUCAACCGCGAUCGAUGCGUCGCGCUCAGUUUUCAAUUGAAAUUCCAACGAGACGCGCGCGCAAUUUUUUUCCACGCUACUUUCCAGAUCAUUGGAUCAAUGAUCAAGUUGUGUUCUCUGGUGGUUCUAAUCAAUUGUUCACACAAGUGCCAUUUACUGAGAAAUUUCUCUCUUCUAUAAAUAAAAAAAAAGGUUUAAUUAAGCCCAAUCGUGGUUCAGGAGAAACUACUCUUGAACCUCUUUUUCUCGCUACAAUUACUCCAAAAAAGAACUGAAAACUUUUUCUUACCUCUGAGAAACUUCAAUUGCUCACUGAAGUAUUUUUGCAAUAGACAAAAAAAUCCAUUUUCUCGCAAUUUUUUUUGCUGUGGCUCGCAUAAAGCACGUGAAUUUAGCACAAAAAUCCCCAAUGAUACAUCGUGGUCUUCCCACUUCCACUCUGUGUUCCAUUUUCGUGUUGUUGAUUGAUGAAAGUUUCACAAAAGAAGAAUUAUAUCACGAGAACCUAUUUUCGUAUAGCAAUUUAACCACAAAAUAAUGCUUCUCUCCAUCUAUUAGUUGGGGAGACUAUUUUUUUUUUCAAAAACUUUUAUUUUAAACUCUAUCAGAAAAUUGUGUCACAAAGGAAAAUUCCUUUUUGAAAGUUCCAUCUCGGUUAUUUUUUUUUUAAUAAAUAAAUCCAACAAAAUGGAAUGCAAUGGUGAAGAAGGUGAAAAAAAAACGAAGAAAUUCUCCGUUACCAAGUGAUGCUGAAGAAGCAUUAAUGAAUAAGAAAAAAAAGAAGUUAGGAAUGAGAGAAAGGAAAUGAUGUCGUUUGAGAGUGAGAAAACGUGCUGCAAGAUUUGAAUGCGCGAACAAGCCAUUGAACUGGAAUGUGAAUCAACUUCUGCAAAGUGCUACAAAAUAAUGUUGCUAACAUUGCAUCACUUGGGAAAUAUAAGGACUUUCAGAAGCAUUUUUCUUGAGAAGCUUUUUUUGUCAUGCUCUAAACGCACAAUGUUGACUAAUUGAACAAUCUCCCUGAUACAAUCAUCAGACGUUUUUUAAUUAGAGUUUAUUUUUUCUUACUUCAUCUAAUUCUAAUCAAGGAUUUGUGAGAGUUCACCAUGGUGUUGAUUAAGUCGCAAAAAAAGAAGGAAAAUAUAGAGCCGUGCGUUGUGGGUAUAAUUUUCAAGGGAAAGUGUUGAUGACUUGCCUGUGGAAUUAUUAUUUUCACCGAUAAAUAUUCAAUUUGGGUUACUGCACUUCCGCUCAAAAGUGCACAUUUAAUGAUUUUAUCAAGAGGGGUAUGUUAAUUGUUUGCCAUGUUGAAAUAAAUUUCACAAUUCCAUUUAAAUCUGCCGUGGAAAUGUUGAAUGAAGAGUUACAAUAAUCGCCACAUAUUAAAUUACUCUGCGACACAAAAUGCAGUUUUCAUUGUAAUCCGUUUUCAAAAAUUACUAAAAGCACUACAAACAUUGGCUACAUAGCAUACAGUGAUGGGCGAAAUUUUGUAAAUUAAAAGUUAGUUAGUUUUAUGUGAAAAAAAUGGGUCAGAAUUAAAAAUAUUUCUAUAAUUAGUUUCAAAUUGCUCAUGUACAAAAAUUGAACAAAUAUAUUUCAUAUUUUAUAUACAUAUGUAUUUUCAUAUAAAAGCUCAUUAAAAGCUUCAAAUUAUUCAAAUUAAAUGUUUUCAUUUAAAUUCAUUUGGAGCAAAAUUUAAAGCUUUUUAAGUACAAAAAAUCUAUAAAAUAUUAUUGAAAUUAUUAUUAUUUAGAAUUAAAAUUAGAUACAAAUCUCAAAAAAAAUUUCUGAGAAGCUUUCAAUAUUACUUCAGAUUAACCAUUAACGAGAUUUCAUGGAGAACUUGUAAAAGAAAUUAUUCCUCGUCAUUAAUGAUUAGGGAAAGAUUUUCUAAAGAAUCUAAGCUUCUUUAAAUAAUUCUGUAAAACCAGAAAAAAAUCUCGUUAUUGAGCGAAUUUUGCACUUGAGUGUAACUUUAUUUUUACCUCUAUAACUCCACAAUGCAUUUUCUAAAGUUCUCAAUAAAAUGAUUUGUUGCAUAAUUGUUGUUUAUUGGAAAAUAAAUCAGUUAAUUCACAUUAAAUUGUAAACUCGCCAUAUUAAUGUGAAAUAAUUCACAUUUCUCUUAAAUCCCCCCCUAUAUGGCAAUUUUAUUUAUUGAGCUCUUUCGCGAAUGGAUUAUAUUGCAAUUAUUGUGCAGAAGUCGGCAACUGCAUUGUUUAUUGGUGGGAGGUUAAGUUGAAUGAAUGCAAGGGACAGUGUAGGAGCAGUGUAGGUACGAGUAGCAAUUAGCAUUAAAUUGUAUCAUGGGCGGAAAAUUGGAAUUAAUAUCAAUAUUGCCGUUUAUCCGUAUCUUUUCUUCUUUUUGAAGCCGAUUUUCUGCUGCUAUGGGUAAACCAGUGCACGAGGAAUAAUCACAUGUCUUAUCAGACAUUCAUAUCUUAGGUCGACGAGGCACGACGCAGUUUUUUUUUCUCCGUAUUAAUUGUAAUAUGAAUUUUUAAAUGAACAGAAGGGAGUCGUGAGGUGUAGUGAAUAUUUGAAGUUGAAUGUGAAAAGGUUUACUCGCUGUCUGAGAGAAAAAUCGCGCAAUUUCCAUUUAAAUUUCAAUCUCAGCAGAGCACAUUAUGAAAGUUGACACCGCAAGUUUCCUUCCGUUUUCUUCACAUUUUAUACGCCCCACUUGGUGGCUCUUGUCUACGUGAAUAUCUUAUUUAAGAGAGAAAACCACAACCAGUGACCAAAGUGUUGUAUGUACCUAUAUAAAAAUCACACCGAAUAGCUAUUAAAAAAAUGGUGUAAAUUGCAAUUAAUUUGUAGAAUGUGUUUCACUACGUGAGUCUGCAAUUAUGCUUCAUUUUCAAUGGUAGCUAUUCAUUGAGAAGAAAAAUUUGUAUUGAGAAUUUUCUUGCAUUUUUUCAUGUUUACCAGGCGAGUUAAUUAAAAAACAAGCGCGAUUAGCGACUCUCAGCUGCGGUUUUCUUAUCAAAUAGGUCUUGAGUCACAGUCAAUGUUAUUUUUGGUAUAUUUUGAAGAAGAAAAUAUUGACUGGUAAUCCGUAAAUUUAUUGGGUCAAUAGAUGAUAUUUUUGGAGUCACGGUGAAUCAACACUUGCACUUGAGUGAUCACAGUUUUAUGAUGAUGAUUGUAUCAGGUUUGACUGAGAGAAAUUUUCCUGUAUAAAAUACAAUACCUAUCUUACCUGACAGCAGGUUAAUGACGUGAGCCAUAGAUUGGAUAAGGCAAAGAAAAAAAAUCCCAGAGACAUUGAAAAUUUUAUCAGUGUCGUGUGAAAAUUUUUGAUAGAGGAAAAAAGGUUUAAGAAAAAAAUAUGACGAGUGUACUAUCGGCGGGAAAGUACCGCUCCCGGAAAGAUUGGAGCACAAGUUCGAUACCAACUCUUGUGUCACUCGAGGAGGAAUCCACGACACCGACAGAGGAGAAACCCGACAAUGGAAUACCACCAAAACCACCACGACGCUCAUCCCUGGUUGUUGGAUUGCUCGGGCGAAAUCCCGUACCUAGCAAUAAUAAUACGGAGAAGCCCAGCACCAAGAGACGCAGCUCCAUUGCUGUAGCAUUCUUGGGACGACGUGAUGGUGGUCAGAAGAAUAAGGAUCAAUUCGGUGAAAUGCCAUCAAUUGGACGACUAAAGGAUGGCAGUGCUGAUGGGGGAGAGAAUGGGGUGACUAAUGCGGAAAAUGGGAAUUAUCUUCAAGCUGAACUUCCCGGAAGGCGACAUCGACGCUCAUCGUGGCAGGCAAAAUUUGAGCGUCGUCGCCGAAAGGUUGGCCUACCACCAACCUUGGAUGACAAUGAAGUUGCAGCGGAAGAUGAGCUACCCAUUGGCUAUGCGCGACGCGAAAAAAGACACUCCUGGUGGAAUAUUCUCAAGCCGGAAAAUCUCAAGCAGAGGUCUCGUAGAUCAAGUCAAGCUGAUGUUGAUAUUUUAUCACGUACUGGAGGUCCAGUCUUUCGGAGUAAAUCAAGGAGUGUGGAUCAUGGUUUGGCUCCAUUUGAUUUGGACUCUCUCAAAUCGAAGGUGGAGGGCAGAAUUGAUAGCGUAGAGCGCUUAUCAAGAGAUGCUGAAAGAAAGAAAGCUCCACCAAUUCCUACAACAACUUAUACAGUUGGCGAUCGAGAUACUCUGACUUCAGUGGCAGCACGAUUUGAUACGACACCCUCUGAAUUAUCGAAGCUCAACAGGCUGGUGAGCUCAUUCAUCUACCCAGGACAGCAGCUAUUGGUUCCUGAUAAAUCAGCUAUCGCUGAGAGUGCUGGUGAAGGUUCCACGGCAUCUGGGAAAUCUAGUCCGACAGGAAAAUCCACAGAUGAUUUACACGAGGAGAAAGAACUUCUCGAUGGUCUACGACCUGGAUCACCAAAACCCGGGCACAUUGAGCGAGUAUCCUCGCCAAAUGUGCAAGGGCAGCACAAUGAGGAUGAUCCGGUGAUAACGCAGAGAUUCCUCAAAAUAAACGUGAGACACAUAACCGAUGGCCAAGGGGUUGUCGGUGGUGUCCUUCUCGUGACACCCAAUGCCGUCAUGUUCGAUCCCAAUGUGUCCGAUCCAUUGGUAAUUGAGCAUGGACCCGAAAGCUAUGGUGUCAUUGCCCCCAUGGAUCUCGUGGUUAAUGCGGCAAUCUUUCACGAUAUCGCCCACAUGCGCGUGGGCAAUGAGCAGAGCAAUGAUAAACCCGAGGUGUAUUACCCAAAGCCCCAGAUAAGUCGCUACGAGAGCACCCAUUCACCGGGGAAGGAUUCCCUCCUUGUGAAGGAUGAAACAUUCCCGGAAUUGGGUGUGGGCUCCGUGGAGGGGUGUGAUGAUCAAGAGAGUGUCUGUAGUAGCAAUGGACGUGAAGGUGAUGCCUUCCCGAAAGCAUUUGAACGUGAUCUCGUGACACCGACAAAUCUCCAGCAUGCAGCGACACUUGCUGAAUUCCGUGAGACCACACGCGAUUGCCUGGAUAAGGCGGGAACAGCAGCAGCUGCAGAAGCCAAAGAGACCAAAUCUGACGAACAGAAAGGUGAGACAAGCGAUGAGAAAACCCUCGACAUGAUGACGAGUGAAAUGAAGACAUUGGAAGAGCGUAGAAAGAGUCUUUUGGAUCAACAUUGGGCUAUCCCGAGUAAAGAUAGUCAAAGAUCUCAGGAAGAUGAGGAGGAUGUUGCCGAAGAGAGUCUCGAGACUGUGGCAUCAAUGCCACAGGCACCACCGGUGAUUAGUCAACCGGAUGAUGAGGAUCAGCAACUUGUGAAGCUAUCGUGCCAUGAUUCGGGGAUUGAUAUACGUGAUCCCAUUUCACUGCCAUUGCCACCUGUACAGCAGAUACCCACGAAGAAGGUGUACAGCGAUGCGGAUAUUGUUCUCAGUUCCGAUUGGGUGCCACCACUUACGAUUGCGGCGACCCACUUCAGCGAUAGCCCCCCGAAAUCUGCACAAAUGACCCUCAGCGCCCAAUCGACAGCCACUGCGGGUAAUCUCGAUCAAGGUGGCAGGAAGAAAACAUCGAGUGUGAGCUUCAGUGUUGAAGAUAGUGAGCAUCAGGCCACUGACAAGAUGGGUGGUGAUAAGAAGAACAAGAUGCUGAAACGACUGUCGUACCCCCUGGCGUGGGUUGAGGGGCUCACGGGUGAAGGAAAUAAGUCUGAAUCAAUUGAAUCAGCACCCAAUACCGGAGACUCCAAUCAGAGUGUAUUCUCCAAAGUAUUCUCCAGACGUUCAUCCAUUGGAACAUUCAUUCGACCAAGUCCCAGCUCUUCGGAAUCUUCUUCGCAUCCAUCAUCUCACAAAUCCAGCAAGGCACCACCACCCAAAUUGGACUACCGAUCAAUGGUUUCAAUUGACGAUAUGCCGGAACUUUUUGUCAGCUUCGACAUGAGGGCUCCGUUGUUUCCACAACUUGAACAACUUGAAUUAAUUCCACGACCAGCUCGUGCCUGUCCGGAUCCACCAUUGUAUUUGAGAUUGAGAAUGGGAAGACCAAUGGGCAAAUCCGUGCCCCUACCCACCUCGGUCAUGUCAUAUGGCAAGAAUAAAUUGCGGCCCGAAUAUUGGUUCAGUAUUCCGAAGAAUCGUGUCGAUGAACUGUUUCGAUUUUUGAAUUCCUGGGUUCCGCAUUUGUAUGGUGAAUUGAAUGAGGAGAAAGUUGCUGAACGUGGAUACGAACUCAUUCAGCACGACACCGAAUGGGCUCAAGGAGGUGUUUCCAAGGAGGGUCGAGUGAAUAGUGACGGUGAGGACAUUGCUGAAUUAACGCGAGAGUCAUGGGAGCUGCUUAAGGCGCCCUACGUUAAAAUCUUCAAUAUUAUCAAAAGUCAAACAGGAUCCAACGAUUUGGAGGGUGUGGAGGUGCUGUCCAUGAGUGCGGAUGACUAUCGAAAAUCAGCAUUAUUUCCAGGUGGCUCAUUUGAUCUUGACUUCCCAAUUCCGGAUCUUGUUGGACAAACUGAAAUUCUAACAGAAGAACACAGGGAAAAAUUAUGCGGCCACCUUCCAGCACGUGCCGAAGGAUAUUCGUGGUCAUUGGUCUUUAGUACUUCACAACAUGGUUUCUCACUUAACUCUCUCUAUAGGAAAAUGCACAGACUCGAAAGUCCAAUACUGAUCGUGAUACAAGACACAGGAAAUAAUGUGUUUGGGGCUCUGACUUCGUGUUCCCUGCAUGUUUCGGAUCAUUUCUAUGGCACCGGCGAAUCUUUAUUGUACAAAUUUAAUCCCAGUUUCAAAGUUUUUCACUGGACAGGUGAAAAUUUGUAUUUCAUUAAGGGCAACCCUGAGAGUCUGUCGAUAGGUGCUGGAGAUGGCAUUUUCGGGCUGUGGCUCGAUGGUGAUCUCAAUCAGGGGCGAUCGCAGCAUUGUUCGACGUAUGGGAAUGAGCCAUUAGCGCCGCAGGAGGAUUUUGUUGUUAAAACACUUGAAUGCUGGGCAUUUGUUUAAAGAAUGUCAGUUUAAUUGUAGUUUUAUAAAUAUUUUCUUUUAUUUUUAUUUAUAAUUUAUAAAAAACAAUACACAUUCAUUUUAAUUCAUUAAUUUUUAGUGAGUCAUAAAAUCAUUAAUUUUCUCUCCGAAAACUCUAUCAUUAAUUUACACAAACACACAAACAUUUCUUUUGCAAAUAAUUAAAUGAUGAAAAAAAUAUUUUUAAGAUUCAAUAUUUAAGUUGUAUAAAAUAAAUGAAACAAAAAAGAUAUUCAUGAUAGUUACUAAGGAAAGUCGUAUUUGUAAGUAUUUCUGAGAGUGUAAAGGGGGGUCUUUCUGGAAGAUAUGGCUUUGUGCGUGAGUAUCGAUUGGGGGUGAGAUUCAGUGGGAUUUUGGAAUGGGAAAGUGAAAAAAUGGAUGCAAGAUUGAUUUGAAAAAAAAGCGUCGAUGGAAAGGAAAAGAAAAUAUGUUAAUAGUAUAUUUUUUAAUUGAAAUAUUAAUAUAUUUUUUAUAAAUGUAUGUGAUAUAUAAAUUGCGUUUAGAAGCAAGACAACAGAAGAUGAAAAAAAAUGUAGUAAAACUAUUCAGAAUGUUACUAGACAAAGGCAAAAGUUAUUAUAAAGGAAAAAAAAAACAAGAUAGAAUUAGGCAAAGUGUGGCAAAAAAGGUGAGAAAUUUUGCAAAAAGAGAUGGUAAAAUAUCCACAAAGUUAUUUUUUCUAAAUUGCUACAAAAACUGAAAAUAAGAAAGUAAAUUAUCAGAAAGUGGUGUGAAAUAUUGUGAUGUUUAAACAUUAGACAAGAUAACAGCAACAACAACAACAAAAACAUACAAGUGAUGAUGAUGAAAAUUUUUCAGGGAUUCCUCCCCCAUUUAAACAACCCAAAUUAGUAAAAAAAAAAACAACAAAAUGUGAAAGCUUAAUCUGAUUUAAAGAAGAAAAUUGAGAAUAUAAAAAAAUACAUUUUAACCCCCCGAGAAAAAAUAUUUUCUAAAAAAAAUAAGCUGAUUGUGUAUUCCUAAGCUCUGCGAUGAAUUAGAAAAGAUUAAAAUUGUGAGGUGCAAAAAAAUUGUAAAGAUAUAUUUUUGGUCAAUUUGAGGACAAGAAAAUUCGCUAAAACAAACGUUAAUAAAGUUAAUUAGUAAAGAUGAAACUCUUAAAAAUACAUUAAACCACAGGAAGAAAAUAAUUAAAGAAAAUGAAAAAAUACUAUCUGUCCAUAAUGCUAACUUAUUGCAUUAAAUUGUAGUAUUUUGUGUAAUCUACUAUACUUAGAAUUGGCACAGCAAUAUGAUUUAUUUCGCAUUAAAACUCCAUCACUGUUGGUGCAAAAAAAAAACAAAUAAAAUGAAAAUAAUUUGCGCUUUUCAUUGCAAAUUUGCUAUAUGCUUGUAGUGGAAGGUUGAACGACAUAAGAUGCACAAGUAGCUAUUAAAUUGUUUCAGUGUGUCAUUUUUAGAGGGAGUUUCAAUAGAUAGACUUUCACACAAAUUAUAAAUUAAUGGAUAAAACAUUUCACCCACACUGUAGAUUUCUUUUUUUUUCUUUUGAAAUUAAUAAUUUUUGAUAGUUCCUAUCAACACAAUUAAAGAUUUUUUUGUGGAUAAAAAAAUGCAAAAUUGAGCCUCAAUCAGAUUUUUUAAAAACUAUAUUUGAAAAGAAAAAAUUCUAAAGCUGUUUUUAGCCCAUUUCUGCUGGGUUUCUAGGAUCUAUUUCUUGGGUUCUAGGAUCAAAUCUAAUGAAACAUUCAUAAGAUCUCAGAAAAUGUACUAUUCCAGGAAACGCUUUGGAAAUGCCAAAAAAAAUCAAAUUUCUCAGAAAUGGGUUAAAAUAAAUUUUAAACAUGAACUAUCUCUUAAUGUUUUUUACCUUUUAGUCUCUUAAUCAUUGAGCUUUAUUUAUCCUUGUUACUAAAAAGUAUCUAUAAUAUUAUUAUGAAUACCUAAUUUAAAAUAAACUAAAAAUAUGAUUUUUAUCUGUCAUAAUCAACAGUUUGUAAUAAAUAAAAAUAUAUACCUACAUUUUA